Theobroma cacao (cacao) is the source of this 1291-nucleotide messenger RNA. RefSeq lists its product as uncharacterized. The record is from RefSeq and is a predicted model, not a curated record. Lineage: Eukaryota; Viridiplantae; Streptophyta; Magnoliopsida; Malvales; Malvaceae.
AUUGAUAUUAUAUGCAGAGAACCAAAUGUGAAUGAAAGGAAGUUGCAGAGAAAAAUUCCUUUGAAUCUUUGAUUUUAAAAGGAAAAGAGAGAGAAAAAAAAAAGGAAAGACAGAAAGAGAGAAAAGUUUACCAUAAAAUAUAGUCAUAGAAUACCUUUUUGAUGAUGAUGAUGGGGCACAUGGGCUGCACCUGCAAAUGGCGUCUUGUUUAGCUUUUUUUUAUAUAUAUUAGAUGGUUACUGAGACAGUUUGAUAUACAUCUUCCCCAUAUACUGUGAUCUUCACGUGCACUUCUGUUUUCCCUUUGUAUCUUCUCUGCAAAUCUUAUCUGGUUUUUCUUUAUUUUUCCAACUAGGGUGGUCUUUCCUAUAAGGUGUCUGUACACAGAAUUUGAUUAGUUCUUACUUGGGAAUUCAGUUCUUCUGCGGUUUGUUUGACAAACAAGAAAAGGAAAAUGGAGAGUAAGAGGCAAGUUGGUUCUUCUUCCUCCUUCACUGCUGAUCUGUUUGGCUCCAAGGAGUCAUCAUCAUCAACGUCGAAAGGGAUUUUCAGUUCCAUUUUUCCACCUCCAUCCAUGGCGGGAGGGAGGAACUCCUCAAGCUCCAAGGUGUUAGAAUCUUGGCCAAAUCAGUCUUUAGAAGGUUCAGCUUGGAGACAUGGAAUGCAAGCUCCACUUGCUGAGGGUGCAACCUAUAACAUACCCAACAAGGAGAGGAACUCAGUUUUUCAGGAAGAAAGGGCAGAACCAUGCCAUUUAAGUUCAUCUCUUUACUAUGGUGGCCAAGACAUAUAUUCCUGUUCUUCGAGUACUCAAACUUCUACGUCAUACCCUAUUUUUAAGAAAGAUGGAGGUGAAGAUGAUCCUAAUGGAAACAAUUCACAGGAUGCUUCUAGAGGAAACUGGUGGCAAGGUUCGCUUUAUUAUUAGAGCCUGCGCUUCUAGUGCAUAUGGAUUCUCCAUCAGUUUUCCAAGGAAUUCAUAUAGCAAACAAAUAAUCAUGGAAGACAAGAAGUACGAAUAAGUUCCUGACAUUGACAGAGCCCAUUAGGGAUCUCAAAUCCUUUCUGUAAUAUGAUAUCUUUUUCAUAAUUCUAUCUGGAAAUGAUGUUUGAGAAUUCCUUCACUACAUCAUAGACUUAGCUCUGGGAUAAGUUUUCUUAGGCUGAGAAGAGCGGAAAAUAUUUAGAUGCUCAAUUUCCCUCCCUAAUGUGUGAAAGGCUGAGAAUGAAUAGAUAAUUUAGGCUUUCCUUUUUAAGUGUCAAUAUGAAUGCUUGAGAUUCGGUAUCCAAA